Messenger RNA from Hevea brasiliensis (rubber tree), 1427 nucleotides. Its product is annotated as cinnamoyl-CoA reductase 1. Gene Ontology annotation, molecular function: oxidoreductase activity, acting on the CH-OH group of donors, NAD or NADP as acceptor. NCBI's taxonomy places the organism in Eukaryota, Viridiplantae, Streptophyta, Magnoliopsida, Malpighiales, Euphorbiaceae. The transcript is spliced from 5 exons. The record is from RefSeq and is a predicted model, not a curated record. Bases 148 to 1164 code for a protein of 338 amino acids.
GUAAGCUCUUUCUUCUCCUUAUAAAUCACCAACAGAGGCACUUGCUUUGCUCGUGCCAGUGCCUACCUUCCAUUCUAAAAAACGCUUCCCUCCAUCUCAACAACUUCUCUAUCCUCCUUCUUUCCGCCCAAACCCUACACCACAACCAUGCCUGCUGAUACCUUUUCACUCUCUGGCUGUGGCCAAACCGUCUGCGUCACCGGUGCCGGUGGCUUCAUCGCUUCUUGGAUCGUUCAGUUGCUUCUUGAGAGAGGUUAUACCGUUAAGGGAACUAUGCGGAACCCAGAUGAUCCGAAGAAUGCUCAUUUGAGAGAGCUUGAAGGUGCGCAGGAGAGAUUAACUCUAUGCAAAGCUGAUCUUCUUGAUUAUGAGAGUCUUAGAGAGGCCAUUAUGGGGUGUGAUGGAGUUUUCCACACUGCUUCUCCUGUCACUGAUGAUCCAGAACAAAUGGUGGAGCCAGCAGUGAAUGGGACAAAAAAUGUGAUCAUAGCAGCUGCAGAAGCCAAAGUUCGUCGAGUUGUGUUCACGUCUUCAAUCGGUGCUGUUUAUAUGGAUCCCAAUAGGAACCCUGAUGUUGUUGUGGAUGAAUCUUGCUGGAGUGACCUCGACUUCUGCAAGACUACUAAGAACUGGUACUGCUAUGGAAAGGCGGUGGCGGAGCAAGCAGCGUGGGACGUGGCCAAGGAGAAAAGGGUGGACCUAGUGGCGGUGAAUCCAGUGUUGGUGCUUGGACCACUGCUGCAAUCCACUGUGAAUGCCAGCAUUAUUCACAUCCUCAAGUACCUAACUGGUUCAGCCAAGACCUAUGCCAAUUCUGUUCAAGCUUACGUGCACGUUAAGGAUGUGGCACUUGCCCACAUUCUUGUCUAUGAAACGCCCUCUGCCUCUGGCCGAUAUCUCUGCGCCGAGAGCGUCCUCCACCGUGGAGAGGUGGUGGAAAUUCUUGCCAAGUUCUUCCCAGAGUAUCCCAUCCCCACCAGGUGUUCAGAUGAGAAGAACCCAAGAGCAAAACCAUACAAAUUCUCCAACCAAAAGCUUAAGGAACUUGGCUUGGAAUUUACACCAGUGAAGCAAUGCCUAUAUGAAACUGUUAAGAGCUUGCAGGAAAGGGGUCACCUUCCUAUCCCAAAACAGCCAGAAGACUCCAUCAGGAUUCAAUCCUAAAGGCUUCCUUUUGCUUGCAUCUAUGCUACCAUUACACCCCAACUGGUGGCACUGGUCUAUAAAACUAGAGAACAAGUUCCAAAGUACUAAAAGCAGAAAUUUGUAAUGUGCAACUGUUUGUCAUUUGUAUCCGAAUCACCCCUUUUUUUUUAUCUUUCUUGAAUUAUUCCAAACUAUCCUUUUAAACAGUUGCGUGUUCUGAUUAUGUAUUCUAAUGAAUGUUAUGAUGCCUAAUACAUUAGUCUUUGAUUCCAAUUAAUAAA